Messenger RNA from Bipolaris zeicola 26-R-13, 1545 nucleotides. RefSeq lists its product as uncharacterized. Gene Ontology annotation, cellular component: cytosol; cytoplasm; mitochondrion. Gene Ontology annotation, biological process: tetrahydrofolylpolyglutamate biosynthetic process. The transcript has 3 exons. Gene Ontology annotation, molecular function: tetrahydrofolylpolyglutamate synthase activity; ATP binding. NCBI's taxonomy places the organism in Eukaryota, Fungi, Ascomycota, Dothideomycetes, Pleosporales, Pleosporaceae. The record is from RefSeq and is a predicted model, not a curated record. Bases 1 to 1545 code for a protein of 514 amino acids.
AUGGAGAAGCGUGACUAUGCGGCUGCUGUCGCGGCGUUGAAUACGCUGCAGUCAAACUUCUCCAUCGUCGAUGCGAUACGCAAAUCUGGCCGGGGUAUGAACAAGCAGGCAAUCCCCGAGAUGAUUGAGUGGUGUCGCAAGGUUGGAUAUGAGCCCUCCGAAUUUGACUGCCUGAGGCCUGUACACAUUGCGGGAACAAAAGGUAAAGGCUCGACUAGUGCCUUCAUCUCGUCAAUCCUAUCGCAGUAUGCCACUCCCACCGGAGCCCAGGCGCGGCCACCCUCCAAAAUUGGACUCUACACCUCCCCGCACCUACGCUUCGUUCGUGAGCGCAUACAGAUCAACAAUGAGCCGCUAUCCGAGGAAAAGUUUGCAAAGUACUUUUUUGAGGUAUGGGACAAGCUCGAGGCUGCAGCGCAGGCAGAAAACGCACCUGCCGAUGUGCCCACGAAGCCAGUCUACUUCCGCUAUCUGACGCUCAUGGCACUGCAUGCAUACCUGAAGGAGGGGGUGGAUUCGGCCGUCAUCGAGUGUGGCAUUGGUGGAGAGUUUGAUAGCACUAAUAUUCUGACCAAACCCACGGUUACGGCCGUCACCAGCCUGGGCAUAGACCAUACGGCAAUGCUCGGUUCCACGCUGCCAGAAAUCGCGUGGCACAAAGCUGGCAUCUUCAAACCGAGCAGUGUCGCAAUUACGGCGCGCCAAAAGGACGAGGCCAUGACUGUGCUUCAUGAACGAGCAGCAGAAAAGGGCGAAAAGCUGAUUGUCGUUGACGUGCACCCGGCGCUGGCAAAGGACGAAAUUAAAUUAGGGCUGGGCGCAGCAUUUCAAAAGAUCAACGCAUCAGUAGCCAUUGCAGCCGCGGCCGCUCAUCUGCGCGCGCUCGGGCACUCGUCCAUUCCAGACCCCACGGCUGUUCCCCACAUUGAGCUCCCCGUUGAGUUUGUUCGCGGUCUAGAGCAGGCACAUUGGGCAGGUAGGUGUGAGGUACGACGUGAACCCAAUGUGGCAUGGCAUAUCGAUGGAGGACAUACCAUGGAGAGCAUUGAGGUGACUGGCCAAUGGUUUGCAGAGCAAAUAAGAGCUGCAACUUCGACAGCCGUGUCCGACCCAAAGGUACCUCGGAUACUCAUCUUCAACCAACAAACUCGAGAUGCAAGUGCGCUAGCAAAGGCCUUGUAUGCAACUCUGCAGAGCGGCAUGACUACAGGCUCGACGUCGCCCUUUACUCAUGUCAUUUUCACCACGAACCAGACAUUCAGCGAGGGCUACAAGCCGGACCUUGUCGCCAUCAAUACCAACCAGAAAGAUGUGGACACACUGGCUGUGCAGAAGGCGCUUGCGGCGACAUGGUCGGAGAUUGAUAGCACAGCAAAAGUGCAUGUACUGCGUACCAUCCAAGAGGCAGUAGCCACAGCAAGGAGCGUAGCGCGCGAAUAUGCAGCGAAUGCAGGAGCUGAUGCAGAAGUCAUGGUUUUGGUUACUGGCAGCUUGCAUCUAGUGGGAGGUGCGCUUGAAGUAUUGGAGACGGAGAGGGCGCAGUGA